Ricinus communis (castor bean) is the source of this 1066-nucleotide messenger RNA. RefSeq names its product 50S ribosomal protein L9. Gene Ontology annotation, cellular component: ribosome; mitochondrion. The coding region runs from base 148 to 819 and encodes 223 amino acids. The record is from RefSeq and is a predicted model, not a curated record. NCBI's taxonomy places the organism in Eukaryota, Viridiplantae, Streptophyta, Magnoliopsida, Malpighiales, Euphorbiaceae. Gene Ontology annotation, biological process: translation. Gene Ontology annotation, molecular function: structural constituent of ribosome. The transcript is spliced from 6 exons.
CAGGCUAAAAGAUGGCCUAAUUUAAUCUCUGUCUCCGUCUCUUGCUGCUGCCGCUGCUGCCUGAGUGUUAAUUGCAAGUGACGUUAAGCUUUUCGCUGCAUUUCUUCUCUAUACAAGAUUGUUUGAAACAGUUAAGAUUGCAAACUAAUGGCGUAUGUUCAACAGGGCAGAAAUGCCUUGCGCCAUAUUAUUAUUAAAGAAGCUAAUCUAAGAAGCACCUCCUCCCAAUCCCAUGCUGCUAUACAUCCUCUGCACUUUGCUUCUCAAGGUGUUCGAUUCCGAAAGUUAGAUGUUAUUCUCACAACUAACAUAGAGAAGCUUGGGAAAGCUGGUGAGACCGUGAAGGUUGCUCCUGGGUAUUUUCGCAACCACCUCAUGCCCAAAUUGCUUGCUGUCCCUAAUAUUGAUAAGUUUGCUUACCUCAUCAGAGAGCAGCGCAAGAUUUAUCAACAUGAGGAAGAAGAGGAGGUUAGAGUAGCUAAAGAAACUGUAGAAGAUAUGAUGAAAGAAUAUGAGACAGCAGUAAAGCGCUUAAGUAAUGCACAGCUGACAAUUAGGACAGGGAUCAACUCCCAGAAAUUUCGUGCUCGUGCAACAAAAGAUGAACCCAUAGAAAUUCUUUCACCGAUAACAACGGAUGAUAUCGUGAAGGAGGUGGCAAGACAGCUGAAUGUGCUAAUCGAGCCAGAUAAUCUACAUCUUCCGGCCCCUUUGACCACGUUUGGGGAGCAUUAUGUGCAACUACGCUUUCCAAAGUCUAUCCCGUUGCCCGAGGGAAAGGUUAGCUGGACACUUAAAAUUAAAAUCCGAGGUAAAUAAUUCAACAGAACUAGAUAUUAGCAAGUUCUUGAUGCAGAAUAUUAUUGAAAGUUAUUUUAGCAGUAGCCUAGUGCUUCAAACUCCUGGCAUUUAGAUGUAGCCAUGAAAUAUUAGUUUCUCAGUGUUCUGAUAUCUCCAGACUUGUCUUUCAAUAAUCAAUUCUAGUGGAGAUUUAUCGGGAAUUAAUUUCUAGGGCAUAUCUCCUUUCAUACUCUACAAUUUCUUUUAGUGAUGAUUUUCACUUGCA